Seriola dumerili (greater amberjack) is the source of this 1108-nucleotide messenger RNA. It is a transcript of the gene ankrd22, whose product is annotated as ankyrin repeat domain 22. The coding region runs from base 58 to 633 and encodes 191 amino acids. The record is from RefSeq and is a predicted model, not a curated record. NCBI's taxonomy places the organism in Eukaryota, Metazoa, Chordata, Actinopteri, Carangiformes, Carangidae. Gene Ontology annotation, molecular function: protein binding. The transcript has 6 exons.
GUGUGUGCUGAAGUUGUAGGAACGUUGACGUGUCCAGGUGUGUUCCUGCCGGUAGACAUGGGGCUGGUGUACUCUGAGCCGACCUGUCAGUUAGCGUACGACGGAGAUGUCCACCAGCUGUUCCGCCUCCUGUCCCAUGAUCCUGACAACCUGAACGUCCAGGACGCACGCACCGGGGACACGCCCAUCAUCGCUGCCUGUCGCCACGGCAACCUGAGGGUAGUCAAAUACCUGUUGGAGAACCGGGCUGACGUCCACCUGACCAAUAAGAAACAGAGAACUUGUCUCCACUAUGUGUCCAAGAGGACUUUCUCUCUGCUGGAUUACCUGAUGAUCUCCCUCCUGAUGCCCAUCCUGCUGCUGGGAUACUUCCUCAUGUUACAGAAACAGAGGCAGCACAUGACUCUGAUGAACACCGUGCUGAGCAGCAAAGUCAACGUCAACGCUGUCGACUAUAAAGGAAACACGGCUCUUCAUUACAUCUGUGAGAGAAAAACUCACCGUCUGGUUCCUCUGCUGCUAAACAGAAAUGCCGACAUCAACGUCAAGAAUAAUGAUGGAGAGACACCGCUGGACAUCGCCACCAGACUGAAGUUCAAUAAGAUCAUCCACAUGUUGAAGAAGACAAAGUGAUAGACAGACAGCCUGAGAGACAGUCAGGAGGACAGGAGACAGGUGAUGAACGUGUCUUCACUGUUACUCUGUUUAAAGUGAAGUGAGAGUUAAAGCUGCAGCUGUGUCCGUCCAUAGGUGUUAAUGUAACCUGUGAUGAUGUCAUCAGAAGACAGUUGAGGUUGUAAAACAGGAAAUGAAAAUGGAUUUCCUGGUUUCAGAACUUUUUAAGCUUGUCGCCUUUGAAUUUACACUUCACUGAAAACUUAAGGUCAUUUUAAGGUUUGUUGUUACAGCCAUAGUUCAGGCUAACAGUUUCCCCCCACUCCCAGUCUCUAUGCUAAGCUAGGCUAUCCACAUUGUGACCCCACCCUCUGUACUGAACACACAGAUAUCAGAUUCACACCCAGAGAGUUAGUUACAGAUCAUCUUCAUGUUUCAGCCUCCUUUUUCUUCUUCUUUAAUUGGUCACUAAUAAAACUGAAAUGAAACUGUC